ACACAAGAAGAGAGCAACAAGUACAUCAGGAGCUUUGAAGAGCUGAAACUACAGACGACACCAUGUGGUUCAACACGCUGUCCUUCCUGCUGAUCCUUUCAUGUCUCUGCCUCGCCCUGACACAAACGACCUAUGAAGACUGCUGUUUUAAGUAUGUGAAAAGAAUGAACCACCGUACUCAAAGACAUGCAGUGAAGUACAGACUGCAGGUGACAGACGGAGGCUGCAACAUCCCUGCUGUAAUCUUCACCAUGAAGAGGGGGCGUGAUCUUUGCACAGACCCCAGAGAGGAUUGGGUCGCAGAGCUGAAGAAGAAGAUCGACGCAAAGGCAGAGAAGAAGGUCGACGCAAGGUCAGGCAACACUGGCCACAGGAAAUUCAAGAAGAGCCCCGACGGUCGUAGAAGCUGAGGGUGACCGCCCCGGGCAUCUCUCCUCCAUCUGCCAAACCUUAUCAUGAAGCAACAUGUAACUGUGUUUUAUGGAGGUUUUUACGAUGCCUUACUGGAAGGUAGUCGAGGAUGCUGGCCAAGGAAAUCUUGUAGCAUUACUUUUGCUUUCACUCUGCACUAAGAUAAAGGUCAAAGCUUGGGUAGAAUCGCAGCAGCACUUUGUUGCUCAGGGAUGGACUGCUGAUGCCGACUGGCCACCACACACAUAUACAUGUCUUCAAUAGCAUGGCUGCUUCAGUGACAAUAUCUGUGACUGUUUUCAUGAGGUAUUCAAUAAGCUUAAUUAAUGGUGACGGAGUGUAAAUGAUAAUAACAUGUGAUAUUUAGAGUAUUUCUUGCAUUAUGUGUCCAACUACUUGUUUAUAUGCAAACACAAAUUGUUAAAUGUAAAUGCCUUUCUGAAAUGUGUGUCAUAGAAAAAGAGAAAUUCUUGUCUUAAUUUCGUCCAACCAGUUUAAACGUCUGUCUUUUCGUACAUUUUGUGUACAGGUUUUAUUAUGUGUUCCCAUAAAAGCAUGAUUAAUAAACUUGCUUAUCACCUCCCA
Sebastes umbrosus (honeycomb rockfish) is the source of this 996-nucleotide messenger RNA. It is a transcript of the gene ccl25a, whose product is annotated as chemokine (C-C motif) ligand 25a. The record is from RefSeq and is a predicted model, not a curated record. The transcript has 5 exons. The coding region runs from base 63 to 410 and encodes 115 amino acids. Gene Ontology annotation, biological process: neutrophil chemotaxis; immune response; monocyte chemotaxis. Gene Ontology annotation, cellular component: extracellular region. NCBI's taxonomy places the organism in Eukaryota, Metazoa, Chordata, Actinopteri, Perciformes, Sebastidae. Gene Ontology annotation, molecular function: chemokine activity; CCR chemokine receptor binding.